AUUGGCUCGUUGAUGCUUCUUCCAUCAAACAUUAUUAACAUUGUGUGAGAGUGAGUGCGCACCUAACUAGCAACUCCCUUUAUAAAAAUAGACCACAGCUCUCAUUAAGUGGAAGAGCAAGAGGAGAAGCCUCUGAAACAACCCCCUCCCUUGGAUAAAAUCGAUGUCAGAAAGGAUCCUCUCUAAAAAAGAAAGCGGGAGUGUGAAAAUCACUGGUAGAUGGGCGGGUUUCUCAGCAAGAAGAAGGGUAAUUUAAGUGAGAAAAAUGCUGGUGGGUUGAGAGAAAAGGUGGGGAGUAUUCAAGAGGAGAUGAGUGAGAUGGUGUGUGAGAGGAAGAAGGAGAGUGCAGCAUAUGAGAGGGACAUGAUGGUGUUUGCAUUCAAGGAGGCUGAGUGGAAGCAAGAGAAGAAGAAGAUGAGGGAGGAAGUGAAGAUGCUGAGGAAGGUGGUGGAGGAGAAGGAGGAGAGGAUUAGGGGAAUGGAGGACUGUGGUGGUGGGGUUAUGGUGGUCGGAGGUGGGAAUAAUAAUAAGAGUAGUGGUGGCGGCGGCAGUGGUGGUGAUGGUCGUGGAGUUGGUGGUGGGGAGAAUAAUGGUAAAGAGUGGGAAGUGUUCUUGGAGAGUGGUUUCUUGGCUGAGCAAAUGAAGGAGGAGAGAGCAAGGAGGGAUGAGACUGUGGAGAAGUGGAAGCAGCUUUAUCUGGCUAUUAAGGUGGAGCUUGAUGAUCUCAUUCAGAGGACACAUUCUGGAAAUGGGCUGUAUUGGAAGGCAGAGGAAGAAGACUGUGUGGAAGAGCUAAAGAGAGAGCUCAAAGCCAAGGAAGAAAUGAUUGCCUCUCUAAAAUCCAAAAUAGCUUCAAUGGAGCAUGGCCAUUUUAAGAAGGAAAGAGAGAUUGACAUAUUAAGGCAGAGCUUGCGAAUCAUGAGCUGCAAGAAGACACUGCAGGCCCCUAAGAAUGUUUCUAGAGAUUCACAGCUUGUGAAACCGAAAAAGAAACAGGCCAGAAAAUUGUAAUUAUUAUAAUUAGAAGUAAACUAAAGUUUAGUGAUCACUGAUGUUUAUGAAUAUGAUGGCCAAAGUAUGAAGUGCAAUGGAACAAAAUUAUAAUUUAUGAAUAAUUUGGUACUACUA
Molecule: messenger RNA, 1128 nt
Organism: Malus domestica (apple)
Lineage: Eukaryota; Viridiplantae; Streptophyta; Magnoliopsida; Rosales; Rosaceae
Source: RefSeq, a predicted model, not a curated record